AUGCAAUGCCAUUACGUGGUGUUGGGAGUGGAAAGAACUGCAACUGCCGAUGAAUUGAAAAAAGCAUACAGAAGCAAGGCGUUGGAAUUCCAUCCAGACAAAAACCCUGAUCGGAAAGAGGAAGCAACAGAACUGUUUACUCAUGUUCAAGCUGCGUAUGAAGUUUUAUCUGAUCCUCACGAACGAACAUGGUACGACUCACAUCGAGAUGCCAUUCUCCGCGCUGGCAAUUCAACCUCGGCAUCAUCGCAAAUGGAAACAACACCAACUUGCGACCUGAUGCGUUAUUUUUCUCCCUCGUGCUACACAUCCAUCACAGACCCAUCUCCAAAAGGUUUCUACGCCAUCUACAAUGCCUUGUUCAUAAAACUGUCACAGGAAGAGUCUGAAUCAAUCCAAACAGAUCCCGAAUCCAUCAUGGAACACAUGUACGACGACGAAACUAUAUCCCAUACCAGCUCUACUCUAUUUGGAGAUGCAACAACUUUAUACGAGCCCUAUCUUCAUUCGUUUUAUACACGGUUUAUGCAAUUUCAAACUGUGAAAUCGUUCAGGUGGAUGGAUGUGUACAAAAUGAAUGACAUUCCCGAUCGAAGGGUUCGAAGAUUAGCUAAAAAACACAAUCACAAAAUGAGAAGUACAGCAAGAAAAGAAUUCGUUGAUGCUGUCAGAAGGAUAGCCGCAUACUUGUACAAACGAGAUCCGCGUGUUGCUGCCUACUUGGCUGAAAAGGAGCGUAUAAAGAACGAAACGCAUCAGAAAAUAGAUGAGCAAAAACGAGCACAAAGAGCUCAUCAAAGAGCUUUGGCUGAGGCUUAUAAAGAAGCAGAAUGGACUAAACACGACUCUAUUGAUGUCAUACAAGAAGAUGACUGCGAUCUCUACUUGGACGAAUUUGUCUGUAUUUCUUGCGACAAGACAUUUCGAUCUGCUAUGCAGUUGGCCAAUCAUGAGAAAUCAAAAAAACAUAUCGAGGCUACUGCAAGAUUAAGAGCAGAACUUUUGGCUGAUGGGUUUGAUACCAUCAGUGAAUUAGAUCCAGACGACUCUAUUGUUGAUGAAAAGGAAGUUGCUAUAGAUGAUGUACACGAUCAAAAAUAUGUUGAAUCUGAUGUUGAAUCCUGCUCAUCUUCUCAUCCAUCAAUUUUACCCGAUAACAAACAUGUCGAAAAAUUGGUGAUGGACAUGAACUCAGUAUGCAUUGAUUCUGAGCUUGCUGCAUCUCCAACACUUUCUUCACCUGUACUUGAUGUAAUAGUAUCCGACGACAACGACAAUGAUGUAUGGAACACUAAAAAAUCAAGUAAAUCCGCCAAAGGAAAACGAAAGCCUCGAGAAAAAGGAAAAGCACACUCUUCAACCAAUCUUAAUACAAGAGUUCCCGUUUUAAACAAGACUGCAACUCAAGCCGAGAUGACUGCUGAAAAGCAGAAACACGUGUGCAAAACAGACAAGGCAUUGAAAGAAAGCGAAUGGGUUUGCAAUGGUUGCACUCGAGCAUUUUCCACCAGAAAUAAGAUGUUUGAACAUAUUAAAAUCAGUGGUCAUGCACUCGCCGUUGCUAUAGAUUCGCUUAAAGAUUCCAAAAGUAAAACACGCCAAAAACGUGGUUGACGAUUCACAACAGUCAUGCCGGUUUGAAAGUGUUGAUUGACUAAAAGUCGGAUAGGUACAAAGUGUGGGUAACAUCGAGAUGAUAUUUCCAUAGAUUUAGUAUUCAUUUAGACUUGGUUAAAGCUUGAUGACACUGACAAACAUGCCGUUGUCCACCUUAUGAUAACACAUUCAUUUCUUGACUAUACAAGACACUAAAUAAACCAUACAAUUUCAUUGAACC
Messenger RNA from Batrachochytrium dendrobatidis JAM81, 1837 nucleotides. RefSeq lists its product as uncharacterized. The record is from RefSeq and is a predicted model, not a curated record. Gene Ontology annotation, cellular component: cytoplasm. The transcript is spliced from 3 exons. Bases 1 to 1614 code for a protein of 537 amino acids. NCBI's taxonomy places the organism in Eukaryota, Fungi, Chytridiomycota, Chytridiomycetes, Rhizophydiales.